GCCGGAUGCUGUGGGGCUCCUUGACUAUUAUCUGAUGGAUGCAGCAUCUCUCCUGCCCGUCCUGGCGCUCAACGUGCAGCCGGGUGACUUUGUCCUUGACCUUUGUGCGGCUCCAGGUGGCAAGACUCUGGCUCUGCUGCAGACUGGGCUUUGUGGGUACCUGGCAGCCAACGAUGUCUCCAUUUCCCGGACAAAGAGGCUGCACCAGAUUCUCCAUAGCUACGUUCCCAAAGAAAUCAGGGAAACUGUGAGCGUCACGUCCUGCGACGGAAGGGACUGGGAGCAGCUGGAAGGUGGCACUUUCCAUAAGGUCCUGGUGGAUGUACCCUGCACCACGGACAGGCACUCGGUCAUGGAGGAGGACAACAACAUCUUCCACAAGAGACGGACCAAGGAGCGUCAGAUGCUGCCCAUGCUGCAGCUGCAGCUGCUGAUGGCUGGCAUCCUGGCUACCAAACCGGGAGGAGAGGUGAUGUAUUGUACGUGCUCCCUCUCCCCACUGCAGAACGAGCAUGUGAUCGAGAGAGCGGUGGAAAUUGCAGAAACCCAGUUUAACAUCAGCACCCACGUGGAGGACUUGAGCCGCUUCAGGACGCUGUUUCAGGACACGUUUUCCUUCUUCUCAGACUGCCGGCUGGGGGAGCUUGUGCUGCCUCACCUCGCAGCCAACUUUGGACCUAUGUACUUCUGCAAAUUACGUCGUGUGUAAAGGGACAACAGAUGAUGUCUGCUGGCUAUCAGGAAAUGCCCCAGAUUUCCAGGGAAAGCUGAACUGCUUUAUAUUUAUUUUUCUUUUUAAAAUGUCCCAAAGGAAGUCUGCUUUUUUUUUACUGUGGACAAAGAGAAUAAAUGAGAAAGACCUGC
Mesitornis unicolor (brown roatelo) is the source of this 864-nucleotide messenger RNA. It is a transcript of the gene NSUN4, whose product is annotated as NOP2/Sun domain family, member 4. Gene Ontology annotation, biological process: rRNA methylation. The record is from RefSeq and is a predicted model, not a curated record. Lineage: Eukaryota; Metazoa; Chordata; Aves; Mesitornithiformes; Mesitornithidae. The transcript has 4 exons. The annotation marks the transcript as partial. Gene Ontology annotation, cellular component: mitochondrial large ribosomal subunit. Gene Ontology annotation, molecular function: methyltransferase activity.